This is a messenger RNA of Megalobrama amblycephala (Wuchang bream), 5611 nucleotides long. RefSeq names its product nerve growth factor receptor b (gene ngfrb). NCBI's taxonomy places the organism in Eukaryota, Metazoa, Chordata, Actinopteri, Cypriniformes, Xenocyprididae. Gene Ontology annotation, cellular component: cell surface; plasma membrane. Bases 353 to 1648 code for a protein of 431 amino acids. Gene Ontology annotation, molecular function: death receptor activity; nerve growth factor binding; coreceptor activity. The record is from RefSeq and is a predicted model, not a curated record. The transcript is spliced from 6 exons. Gene Ontology annotation, biological process: Rho protein signal transduction.
AGAGAGAGAGAGAGAGAGAGAGAGAGGAGGUGAUUUUUUUCACUCUGUUCAAAGCUGUAUCAUUGGACGCGCACUUGCACAGAUUGCAGUUGCGUCUCAUUUAUGAAGAGACUCUAGAUUCAACAACAAACACCAAAAGAAUUCAUCUGGAACAAACUGCACUCAAGACCACGAUUGCUCAAUAAUGCUGCUCGCUUAUUUGUAAAACUUACGCGGACAUGUAUGAGGAUCAGAGCGAUUUCAGGCGUUGAGUCUAUGAAGGAACUAUGACGCUGAAUUUAUUAUUUCAAAGCCCAUGUAAAGAGUGAAUAAUCUAUCCGCACUACUUCAUCCAGGACGACCUUCAUCCAGCAUGUUCACUGUGACUGUAGUAUUUCUGCUGGUGGGGAAUGUCUUGUCUACACAGAAUUUGUGUCCUUCAGGGGCAUACACAGCCAGUGGAGAGUGUUGCAAACAAUGCCAACCCGGGGAGGGGAUGGUGAAGCCCUGCGGAGUGACACAGACAGUUUGUGAACCAUGUCUUGACAGUGAGACGUUCUCUGAGAACUUCAGCCACACAGAGAAGUGCCAGCCGUGCACACCAUGUUCCAAACUCAUGCGCAUGCUGACGCCCUGCACUGAUGCCAACGAUGCAGUGUGUGUCUGCGACUACGGGUAUUUCUUCAGCACAGUGGCAGGGCGCUGCGAGGCCUGCACGGUGUGUCCUCUGGGCCAGGGUGUGCUGAUGCGCUGUAAUUAUGACCGUGACACAGUGUGUGAGGAGUGCCUGGAUGAAACGUUUUCAGAUCAGGAGACCUCUUUCGACCCCUGCCUGCCCUGCACACAGUGUGAACAGCCCGAGAUGGAGUUGAAAAGCUGCACUUCUGUCAGUGAUGCUAUCUGCCAAGAUUUAGAUCCUCCUAACAGCUCAACCUUUCCUUCUCCUCCUCCUAUUCCAUAUGUUACACCUGCUCCUUCCCUUCCUACAUUUUCUUCUCCUGCUCCAUCAGUUGUCUCAUAUACAGACAAGUCUCCACCUGACAGUCCUACGGAGAGCGUGACCACGGCUGACCCUGGACGGACGAGACUCCCUGGGCUGAGCGACAACCUCAUUCCCAUCUACACCUCCAUACUGGCUGCAGUGCUGCUGGGCCUGGUGGCCUUCAUCAUCUUUAAACGGUGGAACAGUUGUAAGCAGAAUAAGCAAGGAGCCAAUAACAGAGCAUGCAGUGCAAACCCCAGUCAGACUCCUUCUCCUGAGGGAGAGAAACUCCACAGUGACAGCGGCAUCUCAGUGGACAGUCAGAGCCUACAGGAGGGCCAGGGGCCGCCACAUACAGUGGUCAAGAUAGAUGGAAGUUCAGCCCUGUCCUUGCCCUUACACACACGGGAGGAGGUUGAGAAGCUGCUAAAUCGUACCUGUGAAGGGGAGGAGUCAGGGGCCAACGAGGAAACCGAUUGGUGCAGUCUGGCAGGGCUACUUGGAUACAAAGAAGAACACAUUGCUAAUUUCAAGCAAGAAGAGAGGCCCAUCCAGGCCCUUCUGUCUCAUUGGGCAAGCCAGGAUUCGGCUAAUAUUGAUACGCUUUGUACAGCACUGAAGAAGAUCAAUAGGGAGGAUAUUGCGCAGAGCAUCACAGUCAAACCAACUGCUACAUCUACCGUAUGAGAGAACAAACACACGCUCACAAAAUCACACUUUCAAGUGUGCUCCCCAGUUGUAGGCUCCCAAAUACACACUUUACAUUGCCUUCAGCAUACUUCAGUGUUGAUGUAUCACUGGUGAAGUUGAUGUAUCACUAUAUCCUUAACUUUAGGCUGUAAACUCAAGUGCCGAUUCCCUUUAAACCCUUGAUUGAAUGGCCAAACUAUGUGCAAAGAAAGCACCGUUCUCUAAAUAUUGUUUGCAUGUUCCUUUAAUUUGAUGAAAGCCAUAUGGACUUGAACAUGGAUAUUCAUGUCUUUCCUGAAGAUGUUCAGGAUAAAUGACUCAAAAUCAUUCAUUUUACUUUUAACACAUUUCAGUAUCACAAAUAUACCAACUACAAAUCACUUCCAGCUUUAGCCAGCCAAUAAUUACUCUUAAUAAUAGAUAUAAGUUUAAAGACAAUUGUCUGCCUCUAUUCAGUACAGAAACUGCUAUGUAACAUCCAUAAUGCAUAUGCUAAUAAUAUGUCAAAUGUGGCCAGUUCAGUCAUUUGCUAAGUGUACCAUAACCACAAACCAUAUCCACUGAUUAUAUCGCGUCAGAGUUGUACACAGUUGAUGUUGUGCUCCUGUACUGUAAAUAUGACCAGUGACAGUAUGAGAAGGACCAGUCAUAGAAAAAUUAAUAAGACAAAUCAAUAUGGAGACUGUAGAAAUGUUGAAAAUUGAAAUAUAGUUUUCUGUUACGUGAGCUAAAGAAGCAAGAUUUAUAAUGCCAUUAUUGCCAGAGUUUAGUGCUGAUUUGAUUGUAAACUAAACCAUGAACCAUGAUUUACUACUUGCUAUUGUAAGUCGGUGCCAGGUAGUAUUAGGUGUCGCGGUUUGGUUGGAAGGCAAGGAGAGUUGAGGUGAGGAUCUAAACACUAGCGAUAUUUAUUAAAUGAAAACAAAAACCACUCUUGAAUGCAGGAGAACACUGGAAAUCCACAUGAGCAAACCAAUACAUUGGAAACAUCAGACAAAAGGGAACUAAAACACAGUUCUAUCCUCUUUUUUCCUACACCCCAUGAAGUUUUGUGCAAAAUUAUGGGAGUAACUCGUUAAACUGUAAACAAUCAGCAAAAGGUUCGCUCUAUAAACGCAAUAAGCAUUUUCAAAAACUGGGUACAAUGAGAUGACAUUGUUCUGUUCACCCUUCAACCACCGAACAUUAAAAGGAAAUAUUUCAAAGUGAUUUCCGUCAUUUUGAUGAACCUGUAUUUGUAUUUACCUGGUUAAGAAACAUUCCAGUAAACACUGCUAAAUAAGAAGUGAAAAAACAAUGAAAUUUAAUUAAAUCAGAAGAACAGACCACAAAUACAAAUGUCUUUUUCAUACUGUUACAGCGAUAUGCAACGAAAAAAAGCAACAUUAUGAUUUGAAAUUAUUUGUUUCAGUCUUUUUGAGUGGGACUUUCUCCAAACCGGAAGAGCCUCCCAUAAUCUAAAACGCAGUUGGCUUGUUAGGAAAAAGGUGGACAUUAAUAGAAUAAAUGAGCAACUAAACAAGACACAGGUGAACAUAAUCAGGAACUAUGGAAACAAAUGAGAACCUAAUUAGAAUUAGAACCAAGGAAACAGGAACUAAACACAGGCACACAGGAACAGUGGAGUGAAAUGAAAAUCAAAAUAAGAGUCCUUGAACAAGCAUUAACAAAACUAGAUGUGACAGUAGGGAGUUUGGACAUUCUCAUUAUAGAGAGAAUGUGUAAAACUGUGUAGCACUCAAUAUUUUUAUUAGUCUGUUUCACAUAAGAAAAAUGCUGCAGUACACUAGCAUUUAUUGUGUACUUUUAUGGGUCUUUAAAGCAACACUAGCAUGAGUUGUCAACUGCAUUUCUUGGUCACCCCCCCCCUUACCAUUUUGGUAAGAGUUAAACUGCCAUGUACAGUAGGUAUUACACAGAGAGAUGCAAUGGUGAAAAUAGAGAAACUUCAGAGAGAGGUCUUUUUAUCAGAUGCUUUCUGGUGCCUACUUCUGAUGAAGUAACCCAAAGUAUGAUCAAUAGCGGCAUAAACAGACACCACUUAAAUAUGUUCAUUGUAUGAUGUCUUUAUCAGUUUUUGUUCUGUCUGCAUCUGGGCAGGUGACUCAGAACAUUCUAGAAUUAAUAAGCAGGAGGUUUUGUUGUCCUGGUGGUCCAGCUGAAAGACGAUAGCGGCUUGGUUUUUUGUUUUUUUUACUUUUUUCUUUAUUACGGCAGUAACCCGACACUGGUCACUACCUGGCUCAGGUCAUCACCAUGACAAAAGCGCUUGGCCAUGCAGUCUGUGACCCAGAUAGAAAAAUGUUAAAGACACAUAUACACCCAUAAACACACAACAAAGAAACAAGCUUCCCUGUAAAAUUAACCACUGACUGAUAUGAACGUCACGGGUGAUUAAAUGUGACUCUUUUGAAGGCAUAACACAGGGUUCCCACGGUCAUGGCUAUAUCAGGGAAUUCUGAAAAGUGGAUUGGUCGUUGAUUUGGUCAGAAGUGUGGGAACACUGAAGGACUUCGAAACCAGGAGAACAACUCAAAGAAUAUCUUUUGUGCUUACUGUAAUGUUGGACUCUUAAGAUUCAGCAACAUGUGAAUGGAUACUGUACCAAGAAUUGAAGUGAUCCAAUGUAACAAUUUGGUUUAAUGGAACUGAUAUAUUUGGUUCAAAUACUGAAGUUGGUGUAGGACAUAGUGCUUUUUUGGUGACAAGUAAAUCAAUUCAAAAGAAAUCUCCAGGGCUUUAUAAUUUCUCAGGGUUAAAGUGGAGAUUUGCCCAUCUGUCAAUGUUUCAUGCUGUUAUGUCAUCAGUAUAUCAGUGGCCUUAUAAUGGAGUUUUAUGGUGGCACACAGGUCGCAAGAAGAAACUCAUUUAGCCUCAAAGAGCUUUUUUACAAGUAUGGGAGAAAGUCAGUUUGAGGAGGCAGAAGUGUUUUACUUGUUUUGUAGAAUAUAUGAAACAACAUUACAAAUUCUCUGGCUGCAUGAUUAUCAGUAUUCAUAGAUUCUUGUGAUGUCCGUUCAGUUUGAAAAGCAAUGCAGCAAGCAUACAUUAUUAAUAUUUUUGAAUAUUAAGUCACCCUAAAUACCGAUGAACUUUUUUUUUUUUUGACUAUACAUUUUUGGGAAAAUUCAAGCACACUGUAAUUUGUAUCUUAAAAUGAAGGCAUUCUCCAUUUCUGGAUGUGAAUUUUUUUCUUUUUAAUUCCUUUUAAAUCUUUUUUUUUUUUCUACCAGAUUAGAGUGUAGCACUUACAAAAUAUAAUAUACAUUUUGUAUAACAAAUGCCUGAGAUUAAUAUCAGGUCUGUGUUGUUUUUGUUCUGUUUAGUAUGUACAUAAUUUUACUGUUUAUUCAUUUUGUGUUUAUUCAUAGCCUCAAAGGCGUGUUAUUGGUUGUUACUGGGGAAUAUCAGCCAAUCCUGAAACCACAAAGCCAACAAGCUCAAAGAAAGUCACAUGAUUUGCCACUGUUUACUUCCUCAACAUUUGCCUUUAUACCAUUUUGCCAAUUUGUUCUUGUAUAAAAUCAUCUUGAUAAUUUGAGAAGCAUGCCGUUUUGGUUUAAAUUUAUUUGUAGAAUAUUUUUGUAGCGUUACACAAUAUCAGAGUACAUAUCUCUGAGAUGGAUGUACUAAUGUGGCACAUUGCUCUCUGACAAUCAACUAAAAGCAUACUUGUGUAGUUGUUGGAAUAUGGAGUUGAUCAGAACCCAUUCAUUCCCAGAGACUGAAUCUUGCACUUGGUAGAGGAGCUUUGUGAGACGAGUGUGAGGAGCAUGAAAGGGUGAGCAGAGGUUUUGUUGGGCUUAUUUGGACAAGAAGAAACAAUACUGAAUGUUACUUGUAUUUACUGUUAUGUACACUGUAUCAUAUAAAUGUGAAUUUACUAGAAUUCAUAAAGUAGGUUUAAUGCAGUUACUAUUACAAACAAGAAAUAAUAAACUAAAUAAGAUUGCAACUGUA